UAAUUUGACGUAAUGAAAAUCUUUAAAUGUAUUUCUGUUGUCGUUUUUUCUUUGUGAAAUCUAUAAAAUUUGGUAAUACCAAUCUUUUUAAAAGCUUAUUAUGAUUUUUGCAAAAUUUUUGUAAAGUUUAUUUGCCCUUGUACUACUAUAAGAUUUACUAUUAAAAACAUUUAACAAUGGAUACUAAAGAAAUUAUUGACCACUUGGUUGCUUUGAAAGUAAUGCGGCUUACUAAACCAGCUUUGAUUAGCCCAAAGAUUGUCACUUGUGACUUUAAAGAUUUACCGGGUAACAUUUUAAAUAACUUUUUAAAGGAUGAUGCCACAUCCGUGGUUCAGAUGGAAACUCUAACUGCUGGACAGUUCCUUUUAUUGCCACAAAGUUUUGGCAAUAUUUACCUGGGUGAGACAUUUUCUUGUUAUGUUUGUGUACAUAAUGAAACAAGUCAACCAGUACAAAGUGUAUCUAUUAAGGCUGACCUCCAGACAAGUUCACAAAGAAUUCCAUUAACGACACAACAAAAUCAGUCACCGAUAAUGUUAGACGUCGAUGAAACUCUCAGUGAUGUAAUACAUCAUGAAGUUAAAGAUUUGGGAACCCAUAUUUUAGUAUGUGAAGUCACUUAUAUGUCCAAUUAUAAUACAUUAUCUUCAUUCAGAAAGUUUUUCAAAUUUGAAGUUAUGAAACCUUUGGAUGUUAAGACUAAGUUUUAUAAUGCUGAGUCUGAUGAUGUAUUUGUUGAAGCACAGGUGCAAAACAUUACCUCGGGCCCAAUAAUACUUGAACAAGUGUCAUUGGAAAGUUCUCAACAGUUUAUAGUUAAAUCAUUAAAUGAGGAUAAUAAUGGUUUGUCAGUAUUUGGAGAUGUCACAUUGUUACAGCCCCAAGAGAGCUGCCAGUAUUUAUAUUGUCUUACUCCAAAAGAAAAUAUAACAAAAGAUAUAAAAUUAAUUGCGGCGGCUAAGAAUAUUGGAAAACUUGAUAUUGUAUGGAGAUCUAACUUAGGUGAAAAGGGGAGAUUGCAAACAAGCCAACUUCAACGUAUGACUCCUGAUUAUGGAGAUAUCCGAGUAACAUAUGAAAAUUUACCAAGUAAAAUACCAGUUGAUGAGCCUUUUAACUUUAAAUGCAAAAUAGUAAAUGCCAGUGAUAGAACUCUAGAUUUAAUAAUCAAACUUCGAUCACUUCAAGAUUCUAGUCUACUAUGGUGUGGUAUUUCAAAUAGGAAAUUAGGCCCAUUGGAGCCUGGAAAUGUAGCUUUUGUAAAUUUAACUGCAAUGCCUAUAACUUCAGGCUUACAUAAUAUAACAGGUGUGUCAUUAGUUGACUUAUUCCUUAAGAGGACAUAUGAUUAUGAUGAUUUAGCCUCUGUAUAUGUUUACUGAUUGUAGAAU
This is a messenger RNA of Vanessa tameamea, 1394 nucleotides long. RefSeq names its product trafficking protein particle complex subunit 13. The transcript has a single exon. The record is from RefSeq and is a predicted model, not a curated record. Bases 177 to 1385 code for a protein of 402 amino acids. NCBI's taxonomy places the organism in Eukaryota, Metazoa, Arthropoda, Insecta, Lepidoptera, Nymphalidae. Gene Ontology annotation, cellular component: TRAPPIII protein complex.